AUGCGGACCCUUCUGACUGUUCCAAUCACCAUUCGUGAGCAAAUUUACCACGAGCUUCUCACCUACAUUCCAUCGGAAACAGCCACCAAAGAUGUCGCACCGUCCUCGCCAAUAUGCAAGCUGCUCACUCUGAACCGACAUAUCAAUACAGAAGUGUUGAAGUUUCUGAGCAGUCAAUUGUGCGUGGUGGUCAAGACUAAUUAUUCGCGUUUCGGCAAUUCCAUACUCGAUGAACAAGUUUACCACUUGCCUCUCAUUUCGCAAUUACAGUCCCGCUCCGGAGCUAUCAAAAAAGAUUGCUCCAGAUUUCCCGUUGCUAUGGAAUGGGACAGCUGCGUAUUUCGAAGCAGGCUGCUAGCAGAGAGCACUCCAUACUGCUUGAUGCCAGCCACAAGCAUGAUGCAAUUGACACAGAUCGCCAGAAUACGGUCAGCUUCCCUGCUCGAUACGUCUCUCACGUUCACACUUCUGGAAACAUUCUCCUAUUCCAAAGACAGAGCCCUGGAGAUCCUCGUGGGCCCUUGGCUAGAGAAUCCCAUUCUCCGUCAGAAAUUUCUUGCUGUCAGCACCAACAACGCGAUACCUCCACUCCUGACAGCGGACUUGAGGGAGCACUGGCAGCGACAAGGGAGUGCCGGAUAUUAUCUACUCAAGAUUGACAUGUUCAGGCGGAACGUGAAUAGCGAUACCCCAGAGAACACAGUUAUACAAUACAAGAUGGUCUGUAAGUACGCCCGCCUAGUCUAUGAUUGCCAAUUGGACUGCAUUCGCAGCAACUAUGGAGGUUUCCUUAGCCCGUCUACAGAAGACACGGUUCUCAUGCUCUGGUCCGCAACUUGCACAACCGCUGCGGAUCUAGUCGAGGUUCUAUGUCAUCUCGCAGGUACCUUUGGUCCUAAAGGACUAGAGGUAGCGGAUGCAUCGGACAGUGUGGCAUUGCUACAAGAGGCGCGCAAGGUUGCCGAGGAGAUGAUUAGCUUCCUGUCAGAUAAGCCCUUUUGUGCGCAAGAAGAGUCUAUUACUUCGAACGCAGUGCAGAUACCGGUUCGCAAGCAAAAGUUCUUGAUGAGCUUCAAGGCGCAUGUCGUUUGCAAAGCACUCGGAGACGUAGACGCCGCUAUCGGUUAUCUAGAAGAUGCGAUCAAGUACGAUUCCGAGAGCCCAGAGAACCCGGUAGAGAAGUUGCAUGAGCUAAGAGCUGAGCGUGGAACGGGAAAUGAGGGAUCUGUUCCCAGGGUAGUACGAUGGACAAGUUAA
Messenger RNA from Alternaria arborescens, 1257 nucleotides. RefSeq lists its product as hypothetical. The transcript has 2 exons. The coding region runs from base 1 to 1257 and encodes 418 amino acids. The record is from RefSeq and is a predicted model, not a curated record. NCBI's taxonomy places the organism in Eukaryota, Fungi, Ascomycota, Dothideomycetes, Pleosporales, Pleosporaceae.